This is a messenger RNA of Rhinocladiella mackenziei CBS 650.93, 990 nucleotides long. RefSeq lists its product as uncharacterized. Gene Ontology annotation, molecular function: oxidoreductase activity. Bases 1 to 990 code for a protein of 329 amino acids. The transcript has a single exon. Gene Ontology annotation, cellular component: cytosol. The record is from RefSeq and is a predicted model, not a curated record. NCBI's taxonomy places the organism in Eukaryota, Fungi, Ascomycota, Eurotiomycetes, Chaetothyriales, Herpotrichiellaceae.
AUGGGCGAGGCGGCGAAAGAGAGAUUUCUCGGAGAUCAACAUGAUUGCCAGUUCGCUACUGAUCCUCGACAAAAUAAAGAAUUGGCCGCCCUGCUCAAAGAUCAGCAUGUUGUCAUCGCGGGUGCUGGGCGUGGAAUCGGCCGGGCCACUGCUGAAUUUUUUGCACAUACCGAAGCCCAGUCACUUAGUCUGAUGGCUUUGGAACUCGCAGAGGUUGAGGAGACCGCGAAAAUCUGUCAGAAAAUCAACCCGAAUCUUCGGACCCAGGCGGCAGCGUUUGACGUGACCGACUAUGACAGAGUGCAACAAUUCAUCGACGAGGUUGAUCGGGAAUUUGGUAGGAUUGACGUUGUCUUUAUGAAUGCCGGUCGCCCCCCGCAAUGGCUGGCGACUCAUGAGUCGGACCCAAAAGUAUGGUGGGACACUGUAGCAAUAUCGCUUCAAGGAGGCUUCAAUUUCAGUCGAGCUGCCCUUCCAAUUAUGCGACGAGAGAAGAGAGGGAGAAUUAUAUUCACAUCCAGUGCCGGCGCCCACACAAGUGCCGGUAUGGGCAGUUAUGCCAUUGGGAAACUAGGAUUGGUGCGAUUGUGCGAGACGCUUCAUAACGAGAAUAAAGAUCACGGCAUCAAGGCAUUUGCGAUACACCCGGGUGCCAUUCCCACUCGGUUCUUCACCGAUUUCCGUGAUGCUACAGCAGGAAAUAUCCAACCCGGCAGUUAUGUGUCCCAGACACUCCCUGGGGAACAAAAGUCAGCACAGAUCGCCGUCAAUUUCUUCAAAGGUAUCCAAUGGGACACACCACAGAUGCCGGCGGGAUUGGUGGUUGUCCUUGCGAGCGGACAAUUGGAUUUCAUGUCUGGUAGAUAUAUUGAUGCCUCAAGGAAGAUUGGGGAGUACAUGGCCGAGAAAGAGAAGAUCCGGCAGAAGGACCUCCACCGAGUGAGGUUGAUUGUUGAUUCUGACUGGUUUAUACCCCAUGGAGAUGACUAG